ACCCGCCAAUUAAUGCUCCUUCGGGACCAGCGCCUCACUUCAAUGCGAAGAACCAAAAAGGACUCUGCAGUCUGGAGACUGGAGAGGGAAAAAAAAGAAAGAGCAGCAGCGCAGCGGAAGCAGAGCGCGAGGAAGGAGGCGGACUUGCUCGACUGGGAUCCCCCGCCAGGGGUCCACAUGGCGGCGGCGCCUUGAGCGGUGGAGCCGGGCCCUCCCACCAGCGACGCCGGCGGCCGCGACGUCCCGAGAUGCCGCCGCGGGGACCGGCGGCGCUGCUGCUGCUCCUCCUCCUCGUGCUCUGUGCAGUGCAACUCGGAACAUCAAGCUCUACAACUACAAGUCUUGCAUCAUACUUAUUCGGAUUCUGGAGUAGAACCCAUCAGCAUCGCUUUCCUGCCCUAGCCCCUGGCCCGGCCCCUUCUCCCCAACCUCAAGGCCCCAUUAUUGCUCACCCAGUGCAUAGGCAUCACAGAAGAAGGCAUCAUGCUUCCCCACCACCUUCAUCGAUUUCGCCAGAAAGACAAGAUUGCAGCAGAACAACUUGUUCUGCUCCACUUACGUCGACUCCAAUUGGUUCACCCUGUGGUUGUGUAUAUCCUAUGCAAAUUCAGCUUGAUCUUGGCGUGGCACCUUAUCAAUUAUUUCCCAGAAUCGAUGAGUUAGAAAUUGAGGUUGCAGCAGGUACAUUCCUGAAACAGAGUCAAGUUCGGAUAAUGGGUGCUGGGAGUAGUCUUCAAGAUCCUGAAAAGACAACAGUAACCAUCGAUUUGGUGCCAUUAGGCCAGAAAUUUGAUAGGACUUCAGCCUUACUGAUUAGCAACAGAUUUUUGCAAAAGAAGGUUCCAAUAAACUCAUCCGUUUUUGGUGACUAUGUUGCUACAUAUGUUCAUUAUCCAGGCCUUCCUUCUUUAGUACCUAUUCCUGGAUCCUUGGGUCCAGUAAGCAGUAACGAGGACCCUUUUGGUGCAAAUAUACACAAUAGAAGCCAUCACAAGAUUAACUCUAAAAUGGUUGCCAUAAUUGCUCUGUCAGCUGUGGUUUUUAUUUUGACGUGCUUGGCCAUUGGCAUCGUAUGGAGAUUCAAUGGACUUAAACAUUCUCAUGCUAUGGGCCCUAUUUCAAGUUCUUCCAUCACUAGAAAAGGAGCUAUGAGGUCAUCGUUCUCUGGUACAAGCAGCUCGGCAGCAUCAUUUGCUUCAACAAUAGGAACCUGCCCAUCCACCGUAAAGACAUUUACAAUAACUGAGCUUGAGAAGGCUACAGAAAACUUCAGCUUCAGCAAAAUAAUAGGCGAAGGGGGUUAUGGACGUGUUUAUCGUGGUGUAAUUGAAGAUGGUGUUGAGGUUGCUGUCAAAUUGCUCACAAGGAAACAUCACAACAGAGAUCGCGAGUUCAUUGCAGAGGUUGAGAUGCUAAGUCGGUUACAUCACCGCAAUCUUGUCAAGCUGAUUGGUAUAUGCAUUGAACGGAGCACGAGGUGCUUGGUAUUUGAGCUUGUUCCAAACGGAAGUGUUGAAUCUCAUCUACAUGGUUCAGAUAAAAUAUAUGGCCCGAUUGAUUUUGACACUAGAAUGAAAAUAGCCCUCGGCGCAGCAAGGGGACUAGCCUAUCUGCAUGAGGACGCCAACCCUCAUGUCAUUCACCGGGAUUUCAAGGCUAGCAAUGUUCUAUUGGAAAACGAUUUCACCCCCAAGGUUGCUGAUUUUGGGCUGGCAAAGGAAGCGUCAGACGGGAUGGAUCAUAUUUCUACUCAGGUCAUGGGGACUUUCGGGUACGUUGCCCCAGAGUAUGCGAUGACAGGGCAUCUGCUUGUCAAGAGCGACGUCUACAGCUACGGUGUGGUGCUCCUCGAGCUGCUGUCAGGCCGAAAACCCGUGGACAUGACCCAGCCACCGGGGUCCGAGAACCUGGUCACCUGGGCGCGCCCGCUCCUCACCACCCGGGAAGGACUGCAGCGGCUGGUGGACCCGUCGCUCCCGGCUGGUUACGACUUCGAGAAGCUGGCCAAGGCGGCAGCCAUCGCGUCCAUGUGCGUGCACGUCGAGGCGUCGCACCGGCCGUUCAUGGGCGAGGUCGUGCAGGCGCUGAAGCUGAUCCACAGCGGCGGGGGCGGCGACGAGACCUGCAGCGGCUCCUUCGGGGGCGGCGCGACGGAGGAGUCCCCGUGGAACGACGUCAGCAGGAGCACGUGGAACGACGACGACCCGCCGGCCACCCCGGGCCCCGCGCUCCCCCUGGGCUACGGCUCGGACCCUGCCGGCGCCGACGAGCGGAGGCCACGGUCGGCGUCGAGCGCGGUGCUGGACAAGAUCGAGUCCCUGGCGAUGUACGACUGGUCGGGCCCGCUGCGCACCAAAGGGAAGCACAGCUUCUACAGGCUGAGGGGGAGCAUGAGCGAGCACGGUCGCCCUUCGGACGACGGCAGCGUCGAAGGUUACUUGAUGUAGCCGGCUAGCCGGCGGCCCGGCGACCACCGUCCGCAGCAGAUUGCCGCGGCAGGCAUGGCUCGCGUUUCUUGUCUCGGUCUAGAAUUGUAUAGCUGCUGCAGUUGACGAGAUUUUGGUGGUGCCUGUUGCGAAGAACACAUCGUUCUGGACAUCUGACGUAUUCGAUGCAUUUUGGCCCGGAGAUGUUAAAUUCUCAGGAAUUUUUAACAUAUAUAGGACGAGCGAAAAAUCGAGGUUGUCAGAAA
Molecule: messenger RNA, 2692 nt
Organism: Sorghum bicolor (sorghum)
Lineage: Eukaryota; Viridiplantae; Streptophyta; Magnoliopsida; Poales; Poaceae
Product: receptor-like serine/threonine-protein kinase ALE2
Exons: 8
Coding region: 249-2447 (732 amino acids)
Biological process (GO): protein phosphorylation
Molecular function (GO): protein kinase activity; ATP binding
Source: RefSeq, a predicted model, not a curated record